AUGCACCCGCUCGCGCCCGCGCUGACGCGCGCUCACAGCAAGAUCAACCCCGUCGAGGCCAAUCCAAACGAGUAUAUAACCUUUAUCCGCGCGCUACCGCGGUUCAAGGACCAUGCGGACGCCGAACACAUCCUCAAGGCCGUCGCGGCGCAGACGAAGCGCAUCUUCCGUGACCGCUUCAUGCUAGUUGGCACCCUCGAGGAAGCAGGCUACAACCGUGUCUUUGCGGGCCGCAACUGGAACCACGGGCAGAGUAUUGAGCUUGUCUUGCGGCGCGCGGACGGGCGGUUCCUGCCGUUGAAGUAUAUCAUGGGGGUCAUGUGCCAUGAGAUGGCGCACAUCACUCACAUGAACCACGGGCCAGAGUUCCAGAAGCUCAACGCUGCCAUCAAGCGCGACGUGGCUGAGCUCCAGGCGAAGGGGCACUAUGGCGACGGCUUCUGGUCGGACGGGCUGCGGCUAAGCGACCGCGCGCGUCUCGGGGCUGAAGGACUGAAGGAGGACGACUUUCCAGAGUACAUUUGUGGUGUCAGCGCGGGCGACGCCCGCAAGGCGCGCGGCGGUCGCCGAGCUGGCCGCGGCCCAGCGAGCUCCCGCGCCCCAGGCCUCGUGCAGGGCGAAGCGUCGCACCGCUCGGGCCGGCAGACAGACUACAAUCGCAAGCCGGCACGGCGCACCAACGUCGACAUGGGCGAGGGCGGGAGCCGGCUCGACGGGCUGCAGGCCAUUACGAAGGAGGAGCGCGAGACGCGCAAGGCGGCGGUUGAUCGUCGUGCCAAGCGACUGCAGAAGCAGGGGCUGUCGCUUGCCAAGGCGAAGAAGCUCGCUGCGGAGGAGUAUGAUCGCGCGAACCCUUGGUUCAAGGAGGGCAGUUCGUAUGGCAAGCGUGCCAAGUCCAAGACUGCGGCCGAGCUCCGGGCCGAGGCGGCUGAGCGUCGUCUGGCCGCCCUCGCUGGGCCGCCGCGCAACGGCGGUGCUGGCGUCAAGGAAGACCCCGACGAGCUCGACGAGCUCGACGAGCUGGAAGACGAGGAGCGUGACUUCAAGCCCGACAUCAGCGACGACGACGACGACGUCAUUCUCAUCGAAGACCCGCACCUCUCUAUCGAGGACCGCAAGGCCGAGCUCGAGUCUGAGAUGACCGAGGCAGAGAGGGACAUGCUUAGAGGCGGGUGGGACGAGUUUGUGGAGACGGCGGCAGCGACGUCAGCGUCGAAACGCAAGAGUCCCCCGGAGGCCGAUGCCCGUGCCAACAAGAAGACUGCGGGCAGCUCGUCGACUUUGCCACACUCGCGCAAGUCCAACUCGGCGACGGCGACUAGCUUUGACCACGCGAGCAUUGUCCGUCAAGCCCGCCUGCAGGCUGUGGGGCUCGCAGCAACGACGUCAUUGCACACAUCCCAUCGCCUGGGUGGUGCAGGGACUGAUGAGGGUCACGGCAGCAACCCUGGUCGUCCGAUCAAGCAAGAGAUAACGACCGAGUGGCACUGCGCAAUGUGUACUUUUAUAAACGGUGUGGGCAGCCGUCGCUGUGAAAUGUGUGAUUCGUUGCCCGCCGAUGAGGAGUAG
This is a messenger RNA of Vanrija pseudolonga, 1569 nucleotides long. It is a transcript of the gene SPAC521.02, whose product is annotated as DNA-dependent metalloprotease WSS1. Bases 1 to 1569 code for a protein of 522 amino acids. Gene Ontology annotation, molecular function: metallopeptidase activity. Gene Ontology annotation, cellular component: nucleus. Lineage: Eukaryota; Fungi; Basidiomycota; Tremellomycetes; Trichosporonales; Trichosporonaceae. The record is from RefSeq and is a predicted model, not a curated record. The transcript is spliced from 10 exons. Gene Ontology annotation, biological process: DNA repair.